AUAACCGGCUGUGGUUCGGCCUAGAGGCGGUUAACUUGACGCAGCAGCGAUAAAAAGGCGGCGUGGUUCUCUGGAUUUAGGGCAUUCUCCAACUUCACGUCGUUCUCCUGUCAGGCGCGUUCAUCGACUGUCAACAUGGUUCGCGAAGUAGAAAAUUUGGCGGAAUUCCAGAGCAUCCUGAAGGAGGCUGGAGGUAAGCUGGUGGUGGUGGACUUCACAGCUACGUGGUGUGGCCCCUGCAAACAGAUUGGCCCAGAAUUUGAAAAAUUGUCACAGUUGCCUGAAAACAGUAACGUGAUUUUCCUGAAGGUGGACGUGGACGAGGCUGAGGAUGUGAGUUCCGAGUGUAAAAUCAACUGCAUGCCCACAUUCCACUUUUACAAGAAUGGAGAAAAGGUGGACGAGUUCUCUGGUGCUAACAAAACAACACUAGCAGAGAAAGUGGCAUUGCAUAGAUCAUGAGUCCCUCCAACCAACCCUACAGUAGAAGCUGUUACCCUCCUGUACAUGUCUACGAAGGAAUUCCAGUUUUAUUUCCGAUCUCUAUCAGGUCUUCUAUCCCCAACAGCAAUAAUUUAUUCCACUCAUCACGUAAUGGCAACAUAGUCUUGUCAGUAUAGUAUCUUGACAAUGGGCUGAAAUUUGAUUCUAACCUGACGACCACUUUUUACCUCUGUUUUGAGCGAUCUGCUUUGUUCCUGACAACCUGGACUUCUUUGUACGUUGUGGAUUGAAUAAACCGAUGAAUUCCACAAA
Molecule: messenger RNA, 756 nt
Organism: Amphiprion ocellaris (clown anemonefish)
Lineage: Eukaryota; Metazoa; Chordata; Actinopteri; Pomacentridae
Gene: txnb
Product: thioredoxin
Exons: 5
Coding region: 136-462 (108 amino acids)
Molecular function (GO): protein-disulfide reductase activity
Source: RefSeq, a predicted model, not a curated record